AUCUCCUAUUCCAAAUAUUAUUAGCAUCAUGUUAACUAUAGUUCACCUCAAGUUCUGAAGGGGUGGUUACCUCAUGAACUUACAGGGCAUGUACUCAAAUGUAUCUAUCACUCCCUCUAUCUGUUUCAAGACUGAAUUUCAAAGUGAAACUUUUUUUUUCCCUUCCCUUGAUUCAUAAUCAUUCCGAAUCGGAAACUCAACUCAACUGUGAAAACCUUCAUCACAUUACACAACUUUAAUCAUGAGUUUACCAUGAUAAUUCAACAACUGAUAACCACCAUGAAAAAUAUUCAUCUAUCGAAACUUUAACUUAAUUUUAUGGAAAAACUAAAAAACUUUGCUCAGGUGAUUCUUUUGACAUUCUAAUAUGUUUUAAUCGUGAUGAUUAGUCAUUAGUGAUUAGUAAUGAUCAAUAUCCAGUGAUUAUUGUGCAAUUAGCAAAUGGGACUUGAUGUUAUCAUGAUUAUCAGGAUGAAAUUUGAAAUCAACUCUAAACACAACAAUAAUCAUCGACAUCACUGUUAACACCAUGAGUGGAUUUAUUAUUUUAAUUAACCUCAAAUUAAUUAUCAUACCAUUAUUAAUGCUCAUUAAAGCUCUGGAAUCAGUUAAUAUAACUGAAUUUAAAGUGCCCGAGAUUGUGAAUCAUGGUUCUGAUGCUGAACUCUCAUGUAAAUAUAAUCUGACUCGAGGUGAAGUUCUGUAUACAAUCAAAUGGUACAAAGAAGAGAAUGAAUUUUAUCGGUAUGAACCAAAGGAAAAGAGGCAAGUUUUAUACUUUCCAGUGCCCGGAAUUAAUAUCGAUAGAGAAAGGUCAAAUUAUACCAGGAUCGUCCUUCGUGAGGUCAACAAUCAAACGAGCGGCACUUUUGUCUGCGAGGUCUCAGUUGAUAUAAGCUUUAUCACCGCCAUGUCAGAGGCAAUGAUGCUGAUUAAAAGUAAUUCAAUAGGAUUUUUACCUUCCUGGUCAAUUUUGAUAGUGACCAUCCUGUUGUCAUCAUUUAUAUCAUCCUAAUAAUACAAGAUGAUCAAUCAAUCAAUCAAUUUAAAUAAACUAAUUAUGUUACUUGAAUGAUUAAUGAACAAAGACAGAAAAGAAAUUGUUAAUAAAAUAAAACUAAUUCAUAACCAAAUUAAUACACAAUUAAAAAUAAUUCAUUGGUCAACAUAUCACUGGACUUAACUGACCCAUGACUGAUUACACACACGAACAGACCAAGCGAAUACAAAUAAUUAACUAAUUAGCUAAUUUGUUACAAUCACGAUAAUAUAAAUGAUAUUAAAUUAUGAUAAUAAUAAUAAAAAUCAAACCUGAUUGAUAAUCAAAUGG
Molecule: messenger RNA, 1330 nt
Organism: Panonychus citri (citrus red mite)
Lineage: Eukaryota; Metazoa; Arthropoda; Arachnida; Trombidiformes; Tetranychidae
Exons: 4
Coding region: 530-1015 (161 amino acids)
Source: RefSeq, a predicted model, not a curated record